AAGAAGAUUGAGGUAUGGAUAUGGGAAUAGCUAAAACUUCUUCAUCUUCUACUUGUACAAUUCUUUUGAAGACUCUUCACAAUAAUUCUAUGUCCCAAGAUUAUCAUCAUCAAGGAGGAGUCUUCAGCUUCUCUAAUGGAUUCGACCGAUCAGAUUCUCCCAGUUUAAUAACUCAUCAGAAGCAAGAGCAUCAAAGGGUAGAAGAGAUGGACGAGGAAUCCUCAGUCGCCGGAGGUGGGAUUCCGGUCUAUGAAACUGCCGGAAUGUUAUCCGAGAUGUUUAAUUUCCCCGGAGGCAGCCGCGGAGGAAGAGAUCUCGACCACGGCCAAUCUUUCCGGUCCAAUAGGCAAUUGCUUGAGGAGCAACAUCAGAAUAUUCCGGCCUUGAAUGAUUCGGCCACCGCCACAGCUGCCGCCAUGCAGUUAUUUUUGAUGAAUCCACCGCCACCGCACCAGCAACAACCACCGUCUCCGUCAUCCACGAGUACCACAAGGAGCCACCACAAUUCGUCAACUCUUCACAUGUUACUUCCAAAUCCAUCCACCAACACAACUCAUCAUCAGAGCUACGAUAAUAAUAUGUCUAUGCAUCAACAGCUUCCACAUCAUCAUAAUCACCAACAGCUCACGUGGCAGUCUUCUUCCUCCGAUCAUCAUCACAACAGCCAAACCGAGAUCGGGACCAUCCACGUGGAAAACAGCGGCGGACAAGGCUUGUCCUUAUCUCUCUCAUCGUCUCUAGAAGCUGCUGCCAAAGCCGAAGAGUACAGAAACAUUUACUACGGAGCCAAUCCUUCUAACGCAUCGCCUCAUCAUCAGUAUAACCAAUUCAAGACUCUUCUUGCUAACUCUUCUCAACAUCAUCAAGUGUUAAACCAAUUCCGACCAUCUCCGACAGUUGCAGCGGCCUCUUCCUCGUCCAUCGGAGCUGUCAAUAUCUUAAGACACUCGAGGUACACAACGUCCGCGCAAGAGUUGUUGGAAGAGUUUUGUAGUGUUGGAAGAGGUUUUUUGAAGAAGAACAAACAAAAAAACAACUCAAACCCUAAUGCUAGCGGUGGCGACGGCGGUGGUGGAAGCUCUCCUUCGUCGGCCGGGGCAAUCAAGGAUCAUCCUACUUUAUCGGCGUCUGAUCGGAUUGAGCAUCAGAGAAGGAAAGUGAAGCUACUCACCAUGCUUGAAGAGGUGGACCGACGGUAUAACCAUUACUGCGAGCAAAUGCAGAUGGUCGUAAACUCUUUCGACAUAGUAAUGGGCCAAGGUGCGGCGUUGCCAUACACCGCAUUGGCUCAAAAAGCUAUGUCGAGGCAUUUUCGAUGUCUCAAAGAUGCGGUCGCGGCUCAGCUUAAGCAGAGCUGUGAACUUCUUGGGGACAAAGAUGGAGCAGGAAUGUCUUCUUCCGGAUUAACCAAAGGGGAAACACCGCGGUUGCGUUUACUAGAACAGAGUUUACGUCAACAACGUGCGUUUCACCAAAUGGGUAUGAUGGAACAAGAAGCGUGGCGGCCACAACGCGGUUUGCCUGAACGCUCAGUUAAUAUCCUUAGAGCUUGGCUCUUCGAGCAUUUCCUUCACCCGUAUCCAAGUGAUGCAGAUAAACACCUCUUGGCUCGACAGACUGGUUUAUCCAGAAAUCAGGUGUCAAAUUGGUUCAUUAAUGCUAGGGUUCGUUUAUGGAAACCAAUGGUUGAAGAAAUGUAUCAACAAGAAUCAAAAGAAAGAGAAAGAGAACGAGAAAGAGAUCAAGAAACAAAAAACAGUAACAACGACAAGAGCACAAAACCCAACGACAAUAAUGAAAGCAACUUCACUGCGGCUCGGACCACUUCAUCACAAACUCCAAUAACAACCGCACCAGACGCAGCAGCAGUAGCGACAGGCCACCGUCUAAGAUCCGACAUUAAUGCUUACGAAAACGACCCUUCAUCGCCUCUACUCCCUUCCUCUUACUCCAACGCCGCCGCCGCUUCUGCCGACUUGGGUUCUCGUUACGGUGGUGGCUCGGCAGCGUUUUCAGCGGUUGCCACGUGUCAACAAGGUGUUGGCGGGUUCGUUGAUGCUGACAUGGCUGGUGUUAGCGUUAUAAGGUUCGGGACUAACCCUACCGGUGACGUGUCACUCACGCUUGGUUUACGCCACGCUGGAAACAUGCCUGAUAAGGACCCUUCUUUUUGCGUUAGAGACUUUGGCGGUUUUUAAUUACAUUUGCUCUUCUUCUUUUCUUUUUUUUUCUUAAUCCAUUUAAUUAAUUAUAGUCUUCAUUUUUCAAUUUUACCUUUUUUCAAUGAAAAUUUCUAUUUAAUUAGCCCCUUAAGAGGAUAUAAAAUACUUCAAUUUAGUUAAAGCCCUCUUUCUUGUUUUU
Molecule: messenger RNA, 2361 nt
Organism: Capsella rubella
Lineage: Eukaryota; Viridiplantae; Streptophyta; Magnoliopsida; Brassicales; Brassicaceae
Product: BEL1-like homeodomain protein 2
Exons: 4
Coding region: 15-2198 (727 amino acids)
Biological process (GO): regulation of transcription by RNA polymerase II
Molecular function (GO): RNA polymerase II cis-regulatory region sequence-specific DNA binding; DNA-binding transcription factor activity, RNA polymerase II-specific
Source: RefSeq, a predicted model, not a curated record